CACAAAAUUUAUAACCACACACAAUAUGGUAUGAUGACUGAUCGUAUGACUCAUACAUAUCGUAGAUCGAAAAUACAUAAGGACCAUAAAGUUCAGACUCCAUAAUUUUUGUCAAGGGAACCCUAACGUAUAGAUACGGGAUGAGCGUUGGACACAGAAUCCUUGAUUUGAUGCUAAAAUCCGAAAAUCUCAGUGUCAUUGAUAUCGCGUUACAAUGAGGACGUUAUCAUUAAUUUUAAUUGUUUUAUUGCAAUUAUAUUGUGGUUAUAAUGCGGACAACAGGAUUUGUACUACGACAGAAGUGAUAACCCGCAGGCAAUUCGAGUCGUAUUGGAGCAAUUACACGGUGAUGGUGAACGACCCAAAAUGCAGGAGAAGACGUUGUCCUAAAAUCAAACAACCAAGAAGCUUCAGAGCAAAUCGUGUAGUUACUAAAAACGUGACAUCGGUCAAACAUGUAUGCUGCACCGGCUUUGAGCGAGAUUCAACAUAUUCGCGAUUGGUCUGCAAGGCGAAAUGUUCAAAACCUUGCAUAAAUGGUUUCUGUCGAAGUGCAGAGGAAUGUGGCUGCAACUUAGGCUAUGUGUUGGAUUUAGCUGAUAAGUAUCGCUGCCAGCCAUAUUGCAGCAAAUCCUGCGGAGGAGGUAUUUGUAUACUGCCAAACGUAUGCCAUUGCAACAGAGGAUAUCGAUUUCUCAAUCAAACCUGUGAACCAUUUUGCAGUAAGCCCUGCAUGAAUGGCAGCUACUGCGCCCGCCCAGAAACCUGUGAAUGCAUGUUAGGAUAUAGAAAAUCUGCGGAUAAUAUCUGCAAACCUCACUGUUCAGAUGGUUGUCCCAACGGUAUUUGUGUCAGUCCAGAAAAAUGCGUUUGUAAUUUAGGAUUCCAAAUGGUUACCAAAAACGACACUAUGGAGAAAUCGUGUCAACCAAUAUGUAAUAAACCUUGUUUAAAUGGCACUUGUGUGGCACCAGAAACUUGUGAAUGCAAAAAAGGAUACGUAAAGACAGAUUCCUACAGCUGUAAGCCUUUUUGCUCUAGUGGGUGUGCCAAUGGCAAAUGUGUUGCACCUGAAACUUGUAUUUGUGAUUCCGGAUGGCAAAUGGCGAAUGAUAGCAAAACUUGUCGGCCAAUAUGUUCUAAGAAGUGUGUAAAUGGGACGUGCGUGGCUCCAGAAAUUUGUGAAUGCUCAAAAGGGUAUUCACAAACGGACAAGUAUAAUUGCGAACCCUUUUGUUCCAGUGGUUGUCCUAAUGGAAGUUGUGUUGCUCCAGAAAAAUGUGUAUGCGACUCAGGAUGGCAAAUGAGUCAGACAGAUAACACUACGAAUAAAAUUUGCCAUCCAAAAUGUUCAAAACCUUGUAUUAAUGGCACGUGUGUGGCUCCGGAAUCUUGCCAAUGCAAAAAAGGGUAUGAAAAAGUGGACAACUACAGCUGUAAACCCUUUUGCUCUGGUGGGUGUCCCCAUGGAAGUUGUGUUGCUCCAGAAACUUGUGACUGCGACCCAGGGUGGGAAAUGGUUCAAUCAAAUGGCACUGUACAUAAAUCAUGCCAGCCUAUAUGUUCAAAGCCCUGUAUUAACGGCACGUGUGUGGCUCCGGAAUCUUGCCAAUGCAAAAAAGGGCAUGAAAAAGCGGACAACUACAGCUGUAAACCCUUUUGCUCUGGUGGGUGUCCCCAUGGAAGUUGUAUUGCUCCAGAAACUUGUGACUGCGACCCAGGAUGGGAAAUGGUUCAAUCAAAUGGCACUGUACAUAAAUCAUGCCAGCCUAUAUGUUCAAAGCCCUGUAUUAACGGCACGUGUGUGGCUCCAGAAACUUGCCAAUGCAAAACAGGGUACAAAAAAACGGACAACUACAGCUGUAAACCGUUUUGCUCUGGUGGGUGUCCCCAUGGAAGUUGUAUUGCUCCAGAAACUUGUGACUGCGACCCAGGGUGGGAAAUGGUUCCAUCAAAUGGCACUGCGCAUAAAUCGUGCCAGCCUAUAUGUUCAAAACCCUGUAUAAAUGGAUUAUGUGAGGCUCCAGAAAAAUGCCAAUGCAGUGAUGGGUAUACCAAAGUAGAUAACUACAGCUGUAAGCCAUUCUGCUCCAGUGGUUGUCCUCAUGGUAGUUGUACAGCCCCCGAAAUCUGCGAAUGUGAUUCUGGAUGGCAUUUGGUUCAAUCGAAUGACACUGGAAAACAAAAUUGCCAACCUAAAUGUUCAAAGCCCUGUUUGAAUGGAUAUUGUGUCGCUCCAGAAGAAUGUCGGUGUGCAAAGGGUUAUGUUAAGUCAGACGACUACAGCUGUAAGCCCUUCUGUUCCAGUGGGUGUCCUCAUGGAAGCUGUGUUGCUCCGGAAACAUGUAACUGUGAAUCAGGAUGGCAUUUAAAUCAGUCAAACGGUACUACAAUCCAAACAUGUGAGCCAUUUUGUACCACCCCCUGUGUGAAUGGCAUAUGCGUGGCACCUGACACUUGUGAAUGUUUGCCAGGAUAUAAAAAAUACGAAAAUAACGUUUGUAAGCCUCACUGUUCAUCUGGUUGCCACCACGGUACCUGUGUUGGUCCAGAAACCUGCAUUUGCGAUAUCGGAUGGAAAAUGGCAAAUGAUAAUAAAACUUGUGAGCCAAUAUGCACAAUACCUUGUGUGAAUGGGACGUGUGUAGCUCCAAAAACUUGUACUUGCUGGCCUGGUUAUAAAAUAGCUCGUAGAUUUACUUGUAAACCGAAAUGUACCGGAGGAUGUCUUCAUGGUAUGUGUGUUAGCCCAGAAAAAUGUGUAUGUGAUUCCGGAUACGAAAUAGCAACAUCAGAAUUAACAAAAACAGAAUAUUGUCGACCAAUUUGCAGCGAACCCUGUGUAAAUAGUAGAUGUGUAACACCGGAUACCUGUGAAUGUAACCUUGGCUAUACGAAAACCAAGAAGAAUAUCUGCGAGCCACAUUGUCCAGGUGGGUGUCCAAACGGUUUUUGUGCGAAGCCUUUUGAUUGUGUUUGUAAUCCAGGAUGGGAAAUAACACAAACGAAUGGUACUGCAAAUACUAUCUGUAAACCAAAAUGUGCUACUCCCUGUGUCAAUAAAACUUGUAUACCUGUAUGUACUCAAGCCUGUGUUAAUAGCACAUGCGUAGCUCCGGAGAAUUGCAGCUGCCUUCCUGGCUAUAUGAAGACAGAAAAUAAUAUUUGUACACCUAGAUGUUCUAGCGGGUGUCCAAAUGGUACUUGUGUUGAGCCUGAGACUUGCAUUUGUAAUUCAGGAUAUGAAAUGAUACACGUAGAUGGAAAUGUCAACAGAACCUGUGAACCAAUAUGUGAUAUACCUUGUUCUAACGGGAUUUGUAUAGCCCCGAACACUUGUGAAUGCCUCAACGGCCAUGUGAAAGUAAAUAAUAGUGCAUGUUUACCACAUUGCCCAGAUGGGUGUCCGAAUGGAGUUUGCGUUGCUCCUGGGCUCUGCAAAUGUGAUAAAGGAUGGGAAAUGUUACUAGAUGAUGGAACUAUGAACAAAACUUGUGAACCUGUAUGUCGGAGUCCUUGUAUAAACGGCACGUGUGUCGCUCCACAGACCUGUGAAUGUCUCCCUGGGUAUGUGCAGUUAAGAGACAAUGUUUGUCAGCCGCACUGUGCUGAUGGCUGCCUGAAUGGCGUCUGUGUGAGUCCCGAUACCUGUAGAUGUCACCCGGGUUGGUUUAGAAGUGAUCUCAAUGGAACUUGUGUAGCAGAUACUGCUGCCGUUAGUGCCAGCAAAGAGAAUGAUAAUUGGCUGGGGUCCAACUGGAUAUACAUUUUGGUCACUUCACUUGCCAUUUUAUUGGUUUUGAUAGCGAUCAUAGUUUUCAUAUAUUUCAGAAGAAAAAAAUCUGACAAGGAUGAUGGUACUACAGCUGUUCCAGAUCAAGAAAUAUCAACUAAAAUAUUUUGCAGACAAAAGGGUACUUACGAUGUAAAUGACAAGACUACUGAACUUUAAAUGUACUCAGUGUAGUUUUAAACCAUUACCAUUUAUUUAUUAUCAAAAAUAAUUAAAUUGAGUUUUUCAUAA
This is a messenger RNA of Helicoverpa zea (corn earworm), 4024 nucleotides long. RefSeq names its product fibrillin-1-like. Bases 215 to 3952 code for a protein of 1245 amino acids. Lineage: Eukaryota; Metazoa; Arthropoda; Insecta; Lepidoptera; Noctuidae. The transcript is spliced from 6 exons. The record is from RefSeq and is a predicted model, not a curated record.